This is a messenger RNA of Trachymyrmex cornetzi, 2396 nucleotides long. It is a transcript of the gene Cpr97Ea, whose product is annotated as cuticular protein 97Ea. The coding region runs from base 194 to 1069 and encodes 291 amino acids. Lineage: Eukaryota; Metazoa; Arthropoda; Insecta; Hymenoptera; Formicidae. The transcript is spliced from 2 exons. The record is from RefSeq and is a predicted model, not a curated record. Gene Ontology annotation, molecular function: structural constituent of chitin-based larval cuticle. Gene Ontology annotation, cellular component: chitin-based extracellular matrix.
CAGAAGUUGAAUAGAUAGUGAAAGUCCCUCGGAGCGAACAGGAGUGCUAAGGAAGGGAGCGGGGUUCAGCAGGAACGGGGGGGUUCCAGUAAGGUAUAUGAGGGCCUCAGUUCGAGCAAUCGCCGGUACUCUAGCCUCGCUGCCUACUUACAUUCACACACACUAACACAACCACCGACCGCCGGGAAACACGAUGCACACCCUCGCGACGGUAGCAACGGUGCUCACCGCGCUGCUAGCGGUAUCGGCACAGCAGUACCAGCGACCUGGCGGUAAUUAUAUUGACGAUUAUGCCCAAUACGACUCCCAACAACCUAGCCAGCCGACUCCACGUAGCUACGCGACCGAUCCGGAUCGUCAAUCGGCUGCGCCAGCGAAUCCGAAGCCAACGCCGGUGGCAAUCCUGAAGCAAAUCAAUCGACACAACGAAGAUGGCUCGUACACGUAUGGUUUCGAAGGUGCAGACGGCUCCUUCAAAAUUGAAACCAAACUGCCGACCGGCGACGUGAAGGGCAAGUACGGUUUCGUCGAUGACACUGGUAAGGUCCGUAUAGUCGAAUAUGGCGCGGAUCAGUACGGCUUCCAGCCGGCCGGUGAGGGUAUCACCGUAGCCCCACCAACCCUGUUCGAUGAGACCACCAGCAGAGAGGCCCUCGCAGCGCAGGCCUACGAGGAGCAACAACAACAGCAGCAGCAGCAACGGCAACCGGCGCCCGCUCGACCGGCUUAUCAGCAACAAUCACACACCCAGGCUGUAUACGCUCCUGCGCAGGUAGCCCCGAGCAGACCCGCGCUUCCCAAACCUCCCAUUUUUACCCCGGCUGCCCCAGCACCCCAAGCCCCGCGACAGCCCCUGCUGCCGCAGAACUACGAACCAGCGCCGUCCUCGCAGCUUUACAAUCAGGGACCAGCUCAGUUCAGUCCUGCGCCGCAUCAGCCUGAUGGCCGUUCCCAGCCGCAGGCCCGCAAUGGCGCGGGCGGCGGUAUCCUGGACCAGCUCGCCAGGGACUAUGCUCUGCCUCAGGGAGUGGCACCGCCAUUGCACGACAUCAGCUUCGGCUACUACUAGGCUGUCUAGUCCUGCCCCUUUGCCUACUGAAGAGUAGAAGAGUCUGGGAUCAAUCGUUCGAGCCUCAACAACAUUUUAUGCCGCUCAAUUGUAACGCUAUAUUGAAAUUCUAAUGUUUUUCAUAGAAUAGAUUUACGUUACGUCACUGUAGAAUUUAAUUUUCGUGUUUAGAAAUUAAGCGCUAUAUGCAUUAUAAUAUAGCUAUAAGAAUGCGGUCUACUUAACGUUGCAAAUGCUUCGAAGCACUUGAUUGACCAAUCAGAAAAAAGAAUUUUAUUAACUAACCAAUCAAAGAAUGCUUCAAAGAAUUUGUUGCAUCAAGUGGACCGUAGCCUACGUAUUACGAUUGAUCCCAAACUCAAUUACUCAUUUCGGUUACGUGUUGGUCUUGUAUUCUAUUCGUGAAUGGGACGCGUCGGCAACUGGAUAACUUGUCAUAAUCUCGGCGUGGCCCACUCUACCUGAAGUAGAUGGCAGUGUGAUUGAUGAUUAUCGCGAAUAGAUCAUAUAUUGCAAUUGGAAGUUGAGAACUAUUAGUCUAUUGAUGUCUAAAAUCGCGAUAAAAUUCUAUUCCGUCCACGUAACAUGAUUUUUUUUCAUAUUGUAUUUAAUUAACAAUUCAAAUACGUAUCAACAAGACAAAAAAUAAUACAUCUCAUACAUAUAUUUCACAUUGUUCUAAUAGCGAUAAACUGUGAUAAAUUGACAGCAAAAUAUAAAAUAAUUUUGAUGGAAAUAUUAAUACGUUGUUCAAAGGGAUUUUUAGUUUUAUCAUAUUUUCUUUAUCUUUGGAAAUAAGGUAAAAAAUUUUUCAAGAGCUUUCAAAAAAACGAGAAAUUAUUUUUUAAACAAAUAGACGUCAAGGUCUGAGUUUUCGACUUCUUAUUUUAAUUAUUUGUUUUUACGAAUAUCCAUCGAGUUAAUAUUAGGAUAUAAUAUUUGACAUUAUCUUUUUAUCAAUCAUUAAAAUUAUUGUUACGCAUAUCACUAUUCGUCAAAGAAUUAUCCAGAUAACAAGCGGUACACCGAUUAGACAUAGUAAGAGUUGUAAAAAGAAUGUAAAUAAAAUUUCUCGUCUUUCCCUUCAGUAGACGUUCGCUUUUACUCCGGAAAACGCAGUUUGCCUUGAGAACUCGCCACUCUGGAGUGCUGCGAUCAGCUGGAAUUGUAUUUUCACGACGAGGUCCCUCGAGAAUGUUAUGUUAAUUGGGCGUGCUUACUAUUGUAAUUAGAUUAUUGUAAGGUAAUUCGAGUGGAAUAAAGUGAGGCCAAUACUAAAUUCCACCGCCUCUAUGUAAUGGAACGCAAAAAAUUUCCGUACAAUGCC